Molecule: messenger RNA, 2154 nt
Organism: Sporothrix brasiliensis 5110
Lineage: Eukaryota; Fungi; Ascomycota; Sordariomycetes; Ophiostomatales; Ophiostomataceae
Product: tRNA (guanine-N2-)-methyltransferase
Exons: 1
Coding region: 1-2154 (717 amino acids)
Biological process (GO): tRNA N2-guanine methylation
Cellular component (GO): nucleus
Molecular function (GO): RNA binding
Source: RefSeq, a predicted model, not a curated record
AUGACUGCUGAGGCACAGGACGAGUCGUUUGCGAGAGGCGAGGCGACUGGCCUGGACAACGGCGCUGAAAAUGUGGUCGUUGUCGAUGGUACGCGGUAUAAGACCGCCAAAGAGGGCCUGGCUCGCAUCUACGUGCCAUUGAGCGGAGGCGAUCGGAAGGAGCGUCAGAAUGGAGGUGGCGGACCGUCAGUAGACGACCACCCUCAGCAGGUCUUUUACAACCCCAUCCAGCAGUUCAACCGUGAUCUUAGUGUGCUGGCCAUCAAGGCGUAUGGCACGGCCACGAUCGAGAAGCGCGCAGAGGCGGCUGCGAAGAAGCGCAAGGAGGCGUUGAACAAGAAGCGGAAGCGGCGUGAAGAGCGUAGCCAACAACACGCUGCUACGACAGAGGCCGAGGCCGAGCCAAAGUCAGAGGCGGCCGACGAAAGGGCGGUUGGCGUUGAUGGCGAAAGACUGGCCAAGGUCGAAAAGAGCGCAGAGGGACAGGACGCAGCGCAGGCCGUGGCAGAACUGGCGUCGCGGGGGGCAAACGACAAAAACGACACAAACGGGACAGACGCCGAGACGACACAACCUGUGCCACACUCGCAGUCGACACCCCAGACCAGCCCACAACCACCCAAGAUUCGCAUUCUCGACGCUUUGUCAGCAACCGGCCUGCGUGCCCUUCGCUAUGCCCACGAGCUGCCCUUCAAUGUGUCCGUCACGGCCAACGACCUGCUGGCCGCCGCUACCGAGUCCAUUCACCGCAAUGUAUCGAUGAACGGCCUCACAGAAAAGAUCGAGGUCACACAUUCUGAUGCACUGGCCCACAUGUACACCGUCAUAGCCAAAGACUUGACGUUUGCGGCCGAAGCGACUUCCACCAAGAAUGCUGCUGCCGCCGGCUUGCGCUUUCGGCCCUCGGCCAAGUACGACGUGAUCGACCUUGACCCCUAUGGCACGGGUGCCAAUUUUUUUGAUGCGGCCGUCCAGUCCGUCCGCAGCGACGGCGGUCUGCUCUGCGUGACGUGUACCGAUGCCGGCGUCUGGGCGUCCCAGGGCUACCCCGAAAAGUGCUAUGCCCUGUAUGGCGGCGUGCCCAUGAAGGGCGCUGCGUCGCACGAGGCCGGCCUGCGCAUUGUGCUGCACGCGCUGGCGACGUCGGCCGCCCGCUAUGGCCUGACCAUCACGCCGCUGCUGUCGCUGUCGAUCGACUUUUACUGCCGUGUCUUUGUCACCGUGACGCGCUCGCCCGCCAGUGUCAAGUUCCUGGCCGGCAAGACCAUGACCGUCUACAACUGCGACCAGGGCUGCGGCGCCUGGGCCACCCAGCCGCUGCUGCGCACGCACAGCCAUCCCAACAAGAAGGGCUCAGGGACCUUUUUCAAGUACACCUUCGCCGCGGGCCCCACGGCGUCGCCGCGCUGCGAGCACUGCGAUUCCAAGAUGCACCUCUCGGGGCCCAUGUACGCAGGCCCCAUCCACCAGGCCGAGUUUGUGCAGCGCAUCCUCGAUGACCUUCCACAGGUGUCCACCGACGUCUAUGGCACCACGGACCGCAUCCGAGGCAUGCUGCACACAGCUCUUGAGGAGAUCAUGGAGCCGGAGACAAAGCCAACGCCCUCCCAUGCAAGCGCAGACGAGCCUCCUGUUCCUCUGACCGGGGACGACGCCCUGGCUGCCGUCGACCCGGCUCCCUUCUUCUUCUUGCCCACCAACCUCGCCAAGGCCGUGCACUGCUCCACGCCCGGCGAGGACCCCAUCCGCGGCGCGCUGCUGCGUCUGGGCUACCGGGUCACCCGCAGCCACUGCAAGCCCGGCAGCCUCAAGACCGACGCCUCCUGGUCUGUGCUUUGGGACAUUAUGCGAGCCUUUGUCCGCCAAAAGGCACCGGUCAAGCGCGAGAACAUUCGCCCAAACACGGCUGCGCAUCGUCUGCUGCGGUUGCAGGAGGGUGACGAGGGCGCCGAGGGCGACGAUGGCAAGGAGGCUGACGGAGAGGGCAAAGCAGCAAAGGAGGACCUCACCACAAACGCGGCAGGCAAGCCCGAGGCCAUUGUCUUUGACGAGGACUUGGGCCGCCAGUUGAGCCGCAGCGGCGAGAAGCUGGUGCGGUACCAGGUGAACCCGCGCGAGAACUGGGGACCUAUGAACCGUGCCAAGGGCAAAUAG